Fonsecaea pedrosoi CBS 271.37 is the source of this 294-nucleotide messenger RNA. RefSeq lists its product as uncharacterized. The transcript has a single exon. The record is from RefSeq and is a predicted model, not a curated record. NCBI's taxonomy places the organism in Eukaryota, Fungi, Ascomycota, Eurotiomycetes, Chaetothyriales, Herpotrichiellaceae. Bases 1 to 294 code for a protein of 97 amino acids.
AUGCCUUUUGUGAAAGAAUCUGGCGACGACGCGAAAGCCGUGUACAUCAAAGGGAUGAGUCAAACCGGGCUCCGCAACUAUAAAGGUCGACUCACUCUUCAGAGUUAUCAGUUGAUGGUCCUGAUGGACGUGACGCCUCUGGUGGAACUGAUUGCGCCGAUUCUUAGGCGCUUCAUCCUCGCGGACCAGGACUUCCUCCCGUGGCAACGUAAAACUUAUCAGGCAGCCAAAGAGCCCAAGUCCCACGUAGACAUCAAGGGAGAUCAUUUCUCGCCUUAUACGAUCUCAAAGUAA